This is a messenger RNA of Drosophila persimilis, 3243 nucleotides long. Its product is annotated as dynein regulatory complex protein 1 homolog. The record is from RefSeq and is a predicted model, not a curated record. Gene Ontology annotation, biological process: axonemal dynein complex assembly; regulation of cilium movement; cilium-dependent cell motility. Gene Ontology annotation, cellular component: axoneme; axonemal dynein complex. Lineage: Eukaryota; Metazoa; Arthropoda; Insecta; Diptera; Drosophilidae. The coding region runs from base 507 to 2753 and encodes 748 amino acids. The transcript has a single exon.
GCAUCAGAGUGCUACAAAUGCAACCUGACGCAGGGCGGCUUAGGAUAAAAAAGAUAGUGCUGGAGUCGGAGUCAUUGAUAAGGAAAACGGAAACCAUGCUUGGCAAAUGGAAAAAUUUCCACUCAUUGGCAUUCGCAAUGGCUGAUGACGUCAACAAGAUGUAAAUAUAUCACCCAGAAAAGGAGAAAGCGAGAUGGAGAUAGUCCAAGCAAAUAUAUUAAUUUCGAUGCUAUCGAUAGUUCUGGAAAAUGCGACUUGUCUUGUGGAAAAAAACAAAACAAACCAUUUAUCAUACGAGAAUUUUGUUGUGAGACAUAGAAAUGUUAUUUUCGGGAGCCUGGCAACCGUUGAUGCUUCGAUCAAACAUCUAUUUCGAGCAUAACACAGCGCUGGAUGUCAGAAAGCAGUUCACCGAAAUUUCCAAGAGAGCAAAGCAAAAGAAAAAAAGCCGGUAUUCCUCUACAGAUUUGCAUACGUUAUUGGUUUAGACGUAAAGCGAAUGAAUAAUGGAUGACGACGAUGAAGUCGAGAUCAAUCCAGACACGGAUCUGCUCAGCGAGCCCAGCAUCGGCGAGGAGGAGGAAGUGGAGACGGACGCCGAAGCCCUGGACAGCUGGGAGAGCUUCCACGAGCACAUCGAUGCCCUCAUCGUAAACGAACAUUGCGAUGAACCCAUACGCAACCUGGACGAACGCCGCCGGACUGUACUGAACCGGGUGCGCCAUCAGUUCCAAACCGCACCGAAGGGAACAGCCGAGCGUUGUGCGACAGAGAAGCCGCUGAUCGAUCAACAGCUGGAGUUGUCCAGCCAGCGGCUAGACGAGCUGGUACGUUUCGGGGACGAACUGGUCAGCAAUGUACGUGUGGCCAACGAGCGGCGUGAGCUGAACCGGCGGAUGUUCGAGUCCCAGCAGCAGUCCAUGACACAAAUGCAGCUGCAACGUGAGAGCAUCGAGACGAUGGCCAAAUUCGAGGACAUUAAGGCACGCUGGACGGAGCUGGAGGAAAUAAACGAGCCGAUGAUGCUCUGGGAUCAGAUCGAGGAGCAAAAGAAGCGCAUCGCUGAGAUAAUGCAGCGAAAGGAUGAGAUGAUUGACGCUUGCCAAAAGGAGGUCGAUCGCAUAAAUGCCAAAUACGACUUCGAUCGGGAGCGUCAGUCCCAAGACCUGUGCUGCCUAGUAGAGCGCGUCGACCACCAGGUGGAGGUGCUGAAGGAGGCCUACAAGCAGCAUCUGCAAAUGCUUCGUCACACUAUCGAGGAGGAGCGUCAGCUGUUUGCCGUCAGUGCCGUGGAGAAAUGGCGUACCUUCUUCGAUGCCCUCAACAAGAACUUUGAUGAGAAGGCCAAUCUGGUGCGGUCCCGUCAGCAGUUCUAUGCCAAUCAGACCCAGCACAUCAACGAGUCCCAGGAGGAGUUGACCAAGAGCACACGCAUCCGCCUGGAAAAGGAGUGCGAGCGCUUGGAGCUUGAGCUACGACGCACGCGGGAUAAUGUGCUGAUGAACUCGGAGAAGCUCGAUUACAACUACCAGGUUCUGCAAAAGCGCAACGAGGAGAACGUGAUAAUCAACAACCAGCAGAAGCGGCGGGUGGCCCGCCUCCAUGAGUCGAUUGGACGCAUCCGUCGCGCCCUGAAGAAUCUUCAGCUUUCGGGCAAGCGGAACAUAGAACGUCUGUCGCAGGACAUCUAUAAGCUGCACGCCAAUAUUCAUGAAAUGGAGACGAAGGCUCACCAGGCGCGCCUCAACAACAAGGAAAAGUUCAACCGCAUCUGGGAGAUCAACUUCAAGGAGCUGAAUCAGCUUGUAGAUCGUGUCUACCACAUCGACCGCAUCAUUCACGAGCAGCAGCUGGCCCUUCACUGGGAGCCGCCCAUUCCUCCGAUACGCAACAUAAACAAGUCGCGCCAGAAGCACAACAACGUCUUGGAGCGAUUCGAUUUGCGUAUAGGUCGGCUGCCCAAGAACCGGGUGCUGCCCCAAGAUGGAGCUAAGUUCAAGCCGGACAUAAAGGAGCUGCCAAUAGAAUCGUUGCGUCUGAUGCGGAACUUGGUGCGAAAGCUGUCGGACCGCGGUGGCUUUCUCAUCGAGCAGCGCCUGAUCAAGAUACUCGAACCCUACUCGGAGGAGGACAAGUGCCUGGUGCGACUGGACAACAUAUUCGCGGCUCUGCGAAUUCAGCGUCUGUCCGAUGUACAGGAACUGACGCAGGUUUUUCUGCCGUAUACGUACUGUCCAAAUUGCCAGCCGGGCGGUCUGAGUCCCCGCAAGUGCGCCGAGGUCUUCAUGAAACACCAGACUUCGAGCCGACUUGACCCGGACGUACAGGCUCAGAUGGACGACCAGGAAUUGCAUCGCGAACAGGAGCACCAUAUAGAUACGUUCAUGGUGAAGGGUUAUGAAGCGGCCAAAGCCUGCAAGAACCACUAUCUGGUGAUGGAGCCGGCCCUCUGCUUGCACGCCAUGAAUCUCUACACGACCAAGAUGCACAAGCAAAUGUACCACAACAUGCCCGGCCGUCAAUCGAUCGCUGUCAAUUUAAUCCCGUUUUCGGAUAAAGAUAUCCGCAAUUUCUGGCGCCAGUUUGCCGGCUGCUUCCCUCCGGCCAAAUGCAAGCUGUGGAAGACCCUCGAGCAUGGCCUCAAUCACUACGUGGAGGUGCUAAAGAUGCGUGUCCAGUACGACGCGGAGGUUGUGUUCCUGCGCCGCCAGAACGAUGAGCUGCGCCAUCUGCUGCAGAAGUUCAAAGUAUAAUCCUUAAUUUUUCCAUAUUCCACUCAUAUCACGAAAUUUUGAUGCCAUUUUCGACAAGCGCCCGAUAAAUUUCAAUUGUACUUUCCAUACCCUUUUCGGCUCCAAAUUAAGCUUUGAUAGUCCCCCACCCAUCUCCUAGCUUUGCUCACCGUUACAUGAUCAUGAGCAAUUUAAAAGCUCUCCCCUACCCUACCGAGUAUAUUGGCGAGUAUUUGCCAAUUUGAUGCCCGAGCUUGAUUUUUCUAAUCGCAAAAUUAUUUCUCAUUUGCACUUUUGAUCUGGCGCCCGAUAAAUUAUAAUUUGUGCUUUCCUCUUUUCGCUCUUUGACAUCGUGCCGUCCCGCUCUUAGCUGUGGCUCAACGAAAUCGCUCAAAGCUGCAUUCCUACACUACUCAACACAAUAUUUGAUCAAUUCUACAUACCAUUUGGGUGGGAUGGGGUAAAAUUAGGCAAUUUUAAUCAUCAAGUUGUGAAUAAAUAAUUCAAGUUA